Molecule: messenger RNA, 1911 nt
Organism: Drosophila guanche
Lineage: Eukaryota; Metazoa; Arthropoda; Insecta; Diptera; Drosophilidae
Gene: CCT4
Product: T-complex protein 1 subunit delta
Exons: 5
Coding region: 102-1703 (533 amino acids)
Biological process (GO): protein folding
Cellular component (GO): chaperonin-containing T-complex
Molecular function (GO): ATP binding; ATP-dependent protein folding chaperone; ATP hydrolysis activity
Source: RefSeq, a predicted model, not a curated record
GAAAAAAUUGAAAUUUUGGACAUUUUUUAAUCUGUGUUAAUCGCUGUGAAAAUCGUUGAUAAUAAUUGCAUCCUGUUAAAAAUUGUAUAAUUAACGCAACAAUGGCGCCCAAGGCUAGAACCGUUGGUAUUAAACCGAAGUCUCAGACCUUCAAAGACAAGUCCAAGCCCACCGAUGUUCGCAUGUCAAACAUACAGGCGGCUAAAGCUGUCUCUGAUGCCAUUCGCACGAGCUUGGGUCCCCGCGGCAUGGACAAGAUGAUUCAGGCCGGCAACGGUGAGGUUUCCAUCACCAACGAUGGUGCCACCAUCUUGAAGCAGAUGAAUGUGCUCCACCCGGCCGCCAAGAUGUUGGUCGAGCUGUCCCGCGCCCAGGAUGUUGAGGCUGGUGACGGCACCACCUCGGUGGUGGUCAUUGCCGGUGCCUUGCUGGAGGCCUGCGAGAAACUGCUGCAGAAGGGCUUGCACCCGACGGCAAUAUCGGACUCGUUCCAGCGCUGCUCCAACAAGGCUGUGGAGAUUCUCACACAGAUGGCCACUCCCAUUGAGCUGACGGAUCGUGAGACUCUGAUCAAGAGCGCCUCCACAUCGCUUAACUCCAAGGUGGUCUCGCAGCAGAGCAGCCUGCUGGCCCCCAUCGCUGUGGACGCCGUGCUGAAGGUCACCGAGCCGGGCAAGGAGACCUCUGUGGAUCUCAAGAACAUUAAGGUCAUCUCCAGCCUGGGCGGCACCGUCGAGGACACUGAGCUCAUUGAUGGCUUGGUCUUCACCAGCCGCUCGGCCGGCACCAAUGCACCCAAGCGCCUCGAGAAGGCCAAGAUUGGUCUCAUCCAGUUCUGCAUUUCGGCACCCAAAACCGAUAUGGAUCACAACGUGAUUGUUUCCGAUUAUGCUGCCAUGGAUCGUGUAUUGAAGGAGGAACGUUCCUACAUUCUCAACAUUGUCAAGCAAAUCAAGAAGGCCGGCUGCAAUGUCCUGCUGGUCCAAAAGUCCAUCCUUCGUGAUGCUGUUUCGGAUCUGGCUCAGCAUUUCCUGGACAAGAUCAAGUGUAUGGUUGUCAAGGAUGUGGAGCGUGAGGACAUUGAGUUUGUCUGCAAGACCCUGCACUGCCGUCCAAUUGCAUCGUUGGAUCACUUCACCGCCGAGAAUCUGGUCAGCGCCGAGCUCGUGGAGGAAGUGGCCAGCGGCACCAACAAAUUCGUGAAGAUCACCGGCAUCCAGAACAUGGGACGCACUGUGUCGAUCAUUUGCCGUGGCUCCAACAAACUGGUGCUGGAGGAGGCAGCCCGUUCCCUGCACGACGCUCUGUGUGUGGUGCGUUGCCUGGUGAAGAAGCCGUUCCAGAUUGUGGGCGGAGGCGCACCUGAUAUCGAGAUGUCGCUGCAACUGGCAGCAGUCGCCCAGACGGUGGAGGGUGUGGAUGCCUACUGCUUCCGCGCAUUUGCCGAUGCCCUGGAGGUCAUUCCCUCGACACUGGCCGAGAAUGCCGGUCUCAAUCCCAUUGCCACUGUCACAGAGCUGCGCAAUCGUCAUGCCCAGGGCGAGAAGAAUGCCGGCAUCAAUGUGCGCAAGGGCGCCAUCACAGACAUCUAUGCAGAGAAUGUGGUUCAGCCGCUGCUGGUCAGUGUUUCGGCCAUCACCUUGGCCACGGAGACAAUUCGCUCCAUCUUGAAGAUCGAUGAUAUUAUCAAUACCUUCAGCUAAGAAGUGUGCCUCCGCCACCAGCACCACUUUCAGUCUCUGAUCAGGAUCAAGCAUUUUCCCCUUAAGGCAUCAUCAUUUAUUCUCCUCACAUCUUCUAUCCUCCCAUUUAAUUUGAAUAAAAUUCACACUACACUACACUACGCCUUACCACUCUAAUAUGUAUUACAAAAGCGAACUAAAAGAAUUAAAUAUUGCGCUAACACAACAC